AUGCUGGACAGGGCUCUUCCCUUUUUCUUCCUCCAUUUUGUCAUGUGUUCCCUCUCAUCUCCUCUCUACCCAGCACUGAGGUACAGUCCACUACCCUUUUCUGGCAAGGCAGUGAGCUUUCAGCUACAAGAAAGUGGCCUAGUGCAGAGCCAAAAUCUCUCAGUAGAAGAGCAGGAAGCGGAGCACCUCCUCAGUGAUCCUGCUGAGAAAAGAAUGCAGCGUCAUGCCGAUGCCAUAUUCACCGAUAGUUACCGGAAGGUCCGGGGAAAGAUGUCAGCCCAGAAGUUAUUACAGGGCAUUGUUGGGAAAAGAAUUGGGAUCUCUCCACAUUUAUCUACAAAAACCAUGGGUUGUGUCUAACUCUUGACCAGGCGCCAGUCUGACAGCAUCCUUAUGGACAGUCGCUACCACCAGCAGAUGGAACUGAGGAAUUUCUUGGGAGCCAUGUUGCAGAAUCAAAGGCCUCAAGAUAUCAACAAUGACAAUUUAGAAGAUUUUGUCAGUGUUCUGGCCAAGCUCAUGGAACUGUAA
Molecule: messenger RNA, 531 nt
Organism: Elgaria multicarinata webbii
Lineage: Eukaryota; Metazoa; Chordata; Lepidosauria; Squamata; Anguidae
Gene: GHRH
Product: growth hormone releasing hormone
Exons: 5
Biological process (GO): growth hormone secretion; positive regulation of multicellular organism growth; positive regulation of growth hormone secretion
Cellular component (GO): extracellular region; terminal bouton; perikaryon
Molecular function (GO): peptide hormone receptor binding; growth hormone-releasing hormone activity; growth hormone-releasing hormone receptor binding
Source: RefSeq, a predicted model, not a curated record